UGUCUGGGGAGGGGAAAGGAAUUAAACACACUUUCAGAUUCCAAUCAAAUCAAGAAGACAUUCAAUCUGAUUCCAUUCUACCAACCCUACCUACCCAUCUACUUUAGCAUCUUCCAACUGAAUCGGCAGUAUGCCCUCCAACACAUCCAAAACGACUCCUUCCUCCACCGUGUCGGCAGAUGUACAUUCAGAUGCUUCCUCGAUCAAGUCGACAAGUACGACUUCAACCACGAAGACGAUUCUCGCAAAACUCUUCAAUCGGAGAAGUAUGUCCAUUUUGGGGGGUUAUAAUCUCACGUAUGCUGACUCGAUCACUAGCUGCAGAAGAACGAGCAAGGAGAGAUCAGGAAGCCUCGGAGAAGGAGACAAAAUAUGCGGCGCGAGCAGCGUAUUUUGCUACGCAUUAGCAUGUUGAGAGAGUUGUGGGAGUAAAGCGACGUCGAGGGAUCUAUGCAUAGCUGUGGCAUAUGCAAGGAGGAGAGAGGAAGGUGGAGGCUAAUGGUAUCGUGGUUUGGACUGAUAGUAUUAUGGUAUACGAA
Molecule: messenger RNA, 539 nt
Organism: Dothidotthia symphoricarpi CBS 119687
Lineage: Eukaryota; Fungi; Ascomycota; Dothideomycetes; Pleosporales; Dothidotthiaceae
Exons: 1
Coding region: 131-415 (94 amino acids)
Source: RefSeq, a predicted model, not a curated record